Molecule: messenger RNA, 1005 nt
Organism: Fonsecaea multimorphosa CBS 102226
Lineage: Eukaryota; Fungi; Ascomycota; Eurotiomycetes; Chaetothyriales; Herpotrichiellaceae
Exons: 1
Coding region: 1-1005 (334 amino acids)
Biological process (GO): regulation of translational initiation
Cellular component (GO): cytoplasm
Source: RefSeq, a predicted model, not a curated record
AUGUCCACGCCAACGCCAUCUAAGCAGACGCCUCCGCCUCCGACGACGACGAAGAGGAGGGGAAAGAGAGCUGCCUCGCCGGAAGAAGACACCACAACCCCUGUCCGCACGGACGAAGCUGCUACCACCACCCGCAAAGGCAACCUGAAUGCAAAUGAAGGAAUCUUCAUCUCCUCGCCGAUCCACGACCGCCAAUCCACGUUCGUGGCGCACUUCCACCCCGCGGCGUCGGGUGUGUUCGAGGUCACGAAGCAGCAAUCCGGCGGAUCCGGGUCGAAACGGGAACUAUCGCUGACAGCGACGGUCAAGCGGCUGCAAGCGCACCCUUCGUUCACCACCGCGAGCCACCGCAUCGUCGCGUGGCGGCGGCGAUCGAGUCAGCAGACCCUCUUCAGCGCGUCCGCGCCCGGAUCCAGCGCCGGCGCGCUCUACGCGACGGGCUCCGAAGACGACGGGGAGAAAUACGCCGGAAAACGUCUCGAGCGCUUGCUGGGUGAUCUGGACGUCGAGGGGGUAGUCGUCGUGGCGCGAUGGUAUGGUGGCGUGUUAUUGGGGCCUGUGCGGUUUACGCAUAUUGAGAGUGUGGCGAGGGAGGCGGUGAGGAAAUGGAGGGAGAGCGUCGGCGGCGGUGGUGGUGCAGGGGUGGGUUCUAAGAGGCGGAGACUUCUUGAUUCCGAUCCCGACAACGACGCUGCUGGUGUUGGUGUUGGUGAGGGUGAUGGUCAUGAUGAUGAUGAAGCUGCCCUCAAAUCCCGCCUCGCCGACCAACUCGCCGAGCGCGACCGCAGCAUCGUCGUGCUAAGAGGGCUGCUGGCGGACAAGACAAAACCCGCAUCAUCCACGACCGAGGAAAAGACACCGUCUUCCCCCGGCCUAGCCAAGAAGAUCGAGUACAGCGAGAUGCCCCUAGUCAAAUUGAAGCAGCUUGAAAAGGCGCGGGAUGCUACGAUCGCGUUUAUCCUGAGGCAGUUGGACAAACUUGAGGAAGAAGAGAAAUCAAAAUGA